GCUAGUGGAGGCAGACAAUGCACUGGUCCGAGGCCUGACCAGCCCUCAGAGGGACAGGGGUCGCCUCACUGCGACAACAGCCCCUGUCUCCCUCCCUUCUUUUUCUUUUUUUGAACUGCCACAGCAUGGGCUCGGGGAGGACGCUGAAGUUCGCCCUGUGCGAGGUGCUGCAGUUUGCAGGCCUGUGCGUGCCACUCUUCAUCGUCAUGCAAAGGUUCGCCAUCAUCGUAGCAAAGGUCAAAGCGUCGGCGCAGCCCCCCGGUGACGGCAGCACGGCCUACUGGUUGAUCGUGGCUUCCUCCAUUGCCUAUGUCACUUCCACCGCCCUGCUGGUCUGGGUACCCCUGAAGUAUAUGGUCUUUGUGAAGAAGAAGUUUCUAAUUGGGAGGAAGAAGUGGAGGCCUGUGGCUCUCGUAUAUGUGAUCCUGUCCACAUUACCCUGCUUUGCCUUUCUCAUCGCCAGCUCUGAGGUUCAAAUAAAUAACAACAUGAAACAUGAUACGUUCACGGAGCUCCCUGUAUCACUAGUCCUCUUCUCUCUCAUCUGUAUUGAUGUUGUGGAAAGGAUACGUCACUGCAGACUGACCGGCCAGGGUAGUGACAUGGAGAGAGACGCUGACAUCCCCUCCGCUGUCCUCACACACGUGGAGCAGGUAACACCAGUAGCACCUGUCACACCAGCUGUGCCAGGGCCAGCUGCGCCUGGGCCAGCUGUACCCGGGCCAGCUGCACCCGGGCAGGCCCAGCCCACUCCUGUGCCACCCGGAGCAACCCAACUCAAUGACAGAAACCAAAACGGAGCUGGGGCUCGACCAGAGACCAAUGGAACAGUUCCAGGUGUACCAGGUAACACGGGGAGACCAUUUAGUAUCUCUGGAUUGAGCUCACGUUCAGCGAGCACCACAGCGUACCACCUAUCUCCAUACGCCUACGCAGGGCCACUGAGGUUCCUGUGUGCUAGUGACGCCCGUGCUGAUGUGUUUGUAGACAGCUUUAUGUUCUGGAUGGAUACAGUGGAGAUGGUGAGGGUGGCAGGACAUCCGCUGGUCUACUACUCUGGCUGGGUGUUCCCUAUCUAUAUCUUCAGCUACCUGUCUUGCCUGCGUGUGGUGGUCAUGCCCCACAGCCCCCUGCUUUCCUCACUAGGAGUGGUCCUGCAGGAUUUGCCCUUCUUCUUUGUGCGUAUUGGCCUCAUUGCCUUCUUUGGGUUUGUCACACCCCUACUCUAUCUGAUGAAGAACCUGUUGGUCUGCCUGGCCUUCAUCUAUUUCAACUUCAUGACCAAGCUGAGGGUCUUCAACACCGAGAGGAUGUUCUUUUGA
Scomber japonicus (chub mackerel) is the source of this 1322-nucleotide messenger RNA. RefSeq names its product transmembrane protein 236-like. NCBI's taxonomy places the organism in Eukaryota, Metazoa, Chordata, Actinopteri, Scombriformes, Scombridae. Bases 126 to 1322 code for a protein of 398 amino acids. The transcript is spliced from 4 exons. The record is from RefSeq and is a predicted model, not a curated record.